Molecule: messenger RNA, 1147 nt
Organism: Salvelinus sp. IW2-2015
Lineage: Eukaryota; Metazoa; Chordata; Actinopteri; Salmoniformes; Salmonidae
Product: thrombospondin type-1 domain-containing protein 4-like
Biological process (GO): extracellular matrix organization; proteolysis
Cellular component (GO): extracellular matrix
Molecular function (GO): metalloendopeptidase activity
Source: RefSeq, a predicted model, not a curated record
GUGAAUGGAAUAAAGUCAUGUUGACCAGUGACCAGCACGUCUACAGAACGUUUGGAUAUUUGGAGCGGUUUUAAAAUUGAUUAAUUGAUUCGGUGGAAGUAACUUUUUUACACCUGGAUGGAACUCUGGCGAUGCGCUUGGAUUAUGAGGAUAACUGGCGCCACAAUUUACCAUUGAGAAGCAGCAAUUCUGCACUGGAGAAAGCAACAAGGUAGCAAACACAAGCACAAUCAUCCAAGGUACUGUAGCCCUCAAAAUCUAGGAGAUAUGAGGGAACUUUGUAUCUGGAUUCUGAGAGUUUCCAUGCUUCUGCUGCUGCUCAAGCCAAAUCCCCUGGAUUGCCAGCUCACUACAGACCACAGGAAGGUUCCUCAAAGGGCAGAGCCCCAGCAGCAGGAGGCUGAAGGAGUGCAGGGUGGGGGCCUAGGCUCCUGGGGCUCCUGGGGGCCUUGGUCCUCCUGCUCCCGCUCCUGUGGGGGAGGGGUUCAGGAACAGAACCGACCCUGCCUACCCUCCUACACCCCCUCCAUGGGUGCAGCUGCAUACCCCUCCAGGCCAGGUGGCCACCACCCCCAGCACCCUAACCAGAACCUAGGCCAUGUAGUGUCUGCCCUAAGACCCACUGUCCCGCUGCACCGCACCAACUCUGGGAGACCCCCACCCUCCAACAGCAACACCAGCUUGGCCCGCCGAGGCGAGCUGAGGGACCAGCAGAGAGACAGAGAGGCCCAUGCUGGACGCAGGUACAGUAUCUAUCACACCAUACAGACAGGGGCCUGUCUGUCUUUCAGUCUGACCUGUGUUUAAUGUCCUGCAUGCUGAGCAGCCCAGUCUAAAAGUGUCUCUGUGGAGCUCCAGCUCACCCCAUGGUCCAUUGGACUCCCCUCCAGUGUAAAGCUAUUAUUUUAUGGAUGGAGUCAAUGGCUUGGCUUGUACUUGGCGGGUUUGUGGCCUCCUUCCUGUGAGCUUGAGUUAAAAAGCUUUUAAAUAAAUAGAGCUGACAGUUGAGUAAUGGGGGUUGUUGACGUAGGAAUCCAAGCCUCCAGACAAAAGCGCUCUCCGCUCGGCGCUUGCUUGCUGACAUUAAUAUCCAUCUGCUUCUCAGAAGUAAUUUGCACUUGUGAUGUGUGUCUUUGACAUUUUGACA